CACCUAAAGAGAGGCACGUUUUUUUCAGACUGGUGGAAAGAAAUCUCUCAGGAUGCUUCUCACUCUCAGUCUCCGCUCUGCUGCAGCAAACACUCUCUGUGCAGAUGGCUCCACCAAAUGUGAGAGAAAGUGAAGCUACCGGACGAUGUUUGGUGGUAGAGUGGUGGAGUUAAAGAGGAUGAAAACGUGGACUCCGGAGCUGAAACUGAAUCUGACUGCAGCAGGAUGUCAUCAUCUGGCAUUGAGCUCUUGACCGGUCGGGUCAGGCAGCAGAGGCAGCAGCUCCUGCUAGUGAACUUGCAUCUGCUGGCCAACCCUGGAGACUCCCUGCUGCUGCAGCACACCCUGGAUCGCCUCCUCCGCUGGCUCUGCCCGAGCCUCCGCAUCUUCCAUGUGUCAGAGAGGGCCUCCCCAUUCAGAAGUUACACCAGCCUCUGUCCUGUGGCAGGCUACCCUUCUGUGGCCAUCACCUUCUUCCUCCAUGAGGCCUAUGGAGAGGAGCGAAUCCUCAAAGUGCUGGACUUCUUUCAGCGUCCACCCUGGCAGUACCACCACACCGAGACCUGCGGUAGCCGAACCGGAGGGAUCCACAUUACCUCCAGCAGCUCCCCCGGCAAUGCCAUGCUGCGGCCCUACCUCCUGCCCAGCAGAGACUUCUAUAGUUUGGGUGCAGGCAUGCCCGUGUGGGGGGUUCGACCAGUCCACUGUGGAGGAGAAAUACUACGUGUAACACUGUACAGUGGAUAUGACAACUAUGAGGAUGCUGUGCGGCUCUAUGAGACGGUGCUGCAGCGACAGGCAGAGGAGCAGAAGACGGGCUUCUGCUGGUUCACUCUCCACACAGAGCCUGGGCUGUGCCUGCAGCUGGCUUUAAAACAGUUGUCACCAGGGGUUCGGGUGGAGCCAUGCAGCUCUGCCGUGCUGCAGUUUAGCGUGGAAGAAAUUGGCCAGCUAGUCCCUCUGUUGCCCAACCCCUGCACCCCCAUCAGCACCACACGCUGGCAGACCGAAGACCUGGAUGGCAACAAGGUUCUCUUCCAGGUGAAAACCCUGGCUCAACCUCAGCGACCUCUGACCUGUGCUUUCCCCCCGAGCUGCCCCAGCGUGUCCCCUCGAGGAAUGCAGCUCAGGAGCUCGGGACAGGGCCACAGCCUGUCACCCUGCAGCCUCACAACGCCGCUGCCCUGGCAAACACACAGGCAAGGUCACAGACCGCGCAGUGACCCUGUCCUUGAGAAGCUUCAAGGAGGAGGUGGCGGAGCAGAGAGCCAGGGAUCAGGUAGCUGCUGUAGCACCCCUCCAGGCAGCUCCUGUUACUCAUCCCAGCGCAGCAGCCCUGCACCGCCCUCAACCACCAAUCACCCCGACUCUCCUCUGCGCCCCUCCAUCACCCGUUCUCUCUCCCAUCUCCUUCUGGAAGAGGAUGAGGAGGAGCCAGAGACCAACGUAGACACAGGAGUCCCCAUCUCACUGCACUCUGACACGGCAGUCAAAAUAAUUGCUCGCUCUUCCUCCAUGGACCUUUUGAUGUCUCGCCACUCUGAGAGACCUACAGCUGUUGGUGCUUCAGCUGUUGAGGGUCUGGCCAAGGAGCUGAUUGAAUGUCUGCCACGGACACACAUACACCCUCAGGUUGCCUCCAGGACAUGGGGCUCCGCUAGAUGUACGGAUGCAGCCAGGAAGGGCUGCGGUAGCAGGACUGUGGCAGCAGGACAAAGCCCCUCCAAAGGGCCCUUCGUGGAGAACAGGACUACAGCUGAGCUGCUGUCAGCACGCACAAACAACGAGGAGCCAGUUGAUGAGUUCUUCAUCUAAAUUCCUGCUACUACGUGCAGGUAAUAAUAUUCUUGAAUGCCUAAAUGACUUUUAUAUUUAGAUCCAACUAAUUAUUUGUGCAGCUAUUGUGCUAAAAUGUAGUCCUGUAUGAAGUGUUACUAUCAGGGAACAAAUGACAGUCUAGGUUUCUCUCACAUUACUCAGCUAGGCGAGCUAAUGUUUUAUUUUUCAUUUGCCUUUUAAACAGAUGAUCUCAGGCACAUUUUGAUGUCGCUGUUGAUCGUGAUUAGAAGUCUGAUUUAGUCUGAUUGCUCUCCACAGUGCAGCACUCUCCGUCCGUUAAAAAUAUGACCUAGUGGCUUUUGAUUACGUUUGUUUAAAUGCACUUCAAAUUAUCUUUACUCUAGAAUUUGUCUUAAAAUGUAUAAAUUAUGGACUAAACCUGGCCAAAUUACUGAAUAGAGAGGACUAAGGUUUCCGUUUCUCCUCAGAUAGCCUAGAGUUAACAGGAUUUUCUAACAAUUACUUAAGCAGAAUAUUUGGAAUCUAACCAUUAGUGUGUGAAGUGUCACAAACAGCCCAAAUGUGUCCUGAGACCUCAGAAAUGUUAAUUACUGUAAGGCUGUAAGCUGAGGGAUCAGCAGACAGAUUAAUUUAAGUGAAAACGUAACCAUGUAUUGGACAACAGAUGGUAGUCAAACCCUCAAUAUUUUUGCAUUUUGAUCAUUGUAGUGGUAAUAGUUGUUUAGAGACCAAUCUGAUAAAAGAUAAUAGUGUAUUGUGAGGAGUGCAAAAUACUAUGCAUUUAAUGACUCAGGUCAUAUUAGUCUCUUCUCCAACACAGAUUACUUUACAUCUUCUUAUGUUGACUAAAACUUUCAAUUGUGGCCAAGGACCUUCUAAACUUAAACCACUCACAGAUAAAUGUGAAUCUGGUAUUCACUGGUGCAUUAUGGAAAAUGCUUGAUCAAAUGUAUACAAUUUAAGGUUAUACUGAAUGAGCAGAGGCCUGUACUACCAAGUGAGUUCAACAUUAUCUGGCUUAAGUAACCCUAACAAACGCGAUCCCGCUAAAUGGUCCUACGACGGUGGUUAUCAACUCGGUAAGACAACCCAGGGUUUCUCAAUCUGGCUAUGAACACAUUCACCCAGAGUUAAACCUGAAGUUACCUCGCCAGCCCCAAAUCCUGCUUCGUAGUACAGGCCUCUGCUCACUGGUCAGCAGGACAGUACACAGCGGCUCGCAGUUGUGAAUGUUUUAACUGUUUACUGUAAAUGAGUGUUAUUGGAAAAAAGGCUCAGUGAGGAAGCAUCAACUGUGAGUCUCCUUAGUGUGUAAAAUGUUCAGUGAAGCAGAGAAAUGUCUUGAGGCUUAGUAUUAAAAGAUAAAUGAACAAAAAGA
Molecule: messenger RNA, 3178 nt
Organism: Sebastes umbrosus (honeycomb rockfish)
Lineage: Eukaryota; Metazoa; Chordata; Actinopteri; Perciformes; Sebastidae
Product: protein FAM124B
Exons: 7
Coding region: 226-1815 (529 amino acids)
Cellular component (GO): nucleoplasm
Source: RefSeq, a predicted model, not a curated record